AUGUGCUUCGGCGCUCGAAAAUCAGACGAUGGCGGCGCUGUUCGCUCGCGUGAUCUCGACCGUCUCAUUCGACAGGAUGAAAAACGUCUUGCAAAAGAAGUCAAGCUUUUGUUGCUAGGCGCCGGAGAGUCUGGGAAGUCUACCGUGCUGAAGCAGAUGAAAUUGAUUUACGCCCAAGGUUUCAGCAAGAACGAGAAGCUCGAAUGGAAGCCCGUCGUGUUCAACAACAUUGUUCAGUCCUUUCGCUUGAUCCAAGAUGCCAUGACCGAGAUGGGUAUCGAUUUCAGCAACCCCGAAAAUGAGGCAAGCAGCCCUUCCCCCUGGCACGGCCAAUCGCAUAAGCACAUGGCGCAUAUCCUUGUGGAACACGAGAUCAACGCCCAAGAUCCCCUCCCGCGCGACUAUUUGCAACCUAUAAAGGAGCUCUGGGUCGAUGAAGGUGUCAAACAAGCUAUUGCCAAGGGCAACGAAUUUGCUCUCCAUGAUAACCUGGCAUAUUUUUGCGACGACUUGGACCGCAUCUGGGACCAGGCCUACGUACCCACAGACCAGGAUUUGCUGCGCUCGAGGUUGCGAACCACUGGUAUCACCGAAACCGUUUUCGACCUGGGCCAACUGACAUACCGCAUGUUUGACGUUGGCGGCCAGCGUUCGGAACGAAAGAAGUGGAUCCACUGCUUCGAAAACGUCAACUGUCUGCUUUUCCUCGUCGCGAUUAGUGGUUACGACCAGUGCUUGGUCGAAGACAAAGAUGGCAACCAAAUGAACGAGGCGCUCAUGCUGUGGGAGUCGAUUGCCAACUCUCACUGGUUUACAAAGUCUGCGCUCAUUCUCUUCCUUAACAAGAUGGAUCUGUUCAAGGAGAAAUUAACCAACAACCCCAUUACAUCGCAUGGCUUCACUGACUACCACGGCCCUCCCGAUGACUGGAAAGCUGCCAGCAAAUACUUCCUAGACAAGUUCCGCGCCUUGAACCGGAAUACCGAGAAAGAAAUUUACGGACAUUUCACCAAUGCGACGGAUACGAAUCUGCUCAAGAUCACCAUGGGCUCAGUCCAGGACAUGAUCAUUCAACGCAACCUGAAGCAGCUGAUACUAUAA
Molecule: messenger RNA, 1101 nt
Organism: Colletotrichum graminicola M1.001
Lineage: Eukaryota; Fungi; Ascomycota; Sordariomycetes; Glomerellales; Glomerellaceae
Product: G-protein alpha subunit
Exons: 5
Coding region: 1-1101 (366 amino acids)
Biological process (GO): G protein-coupled receptor signaling pathway
Cellular component (GO): heterotrimeric G-protein complex
Molecular function (GO): GTPase activity; G protein-coupled receptor binding; GTP binding
Source: RefSeq, a predicted model, not a curated record